This is a messenger RNA of Hippopotamus amphibius kiboko, 3916 nucleotides long. It is a transcript of the gene ZNF853, whose product is annotated as zinc finger protein 853. Gene Ontology annotation, biological process: regulation of transcription by RNA polymerase II; positive regulation of reciprocal meiotic recombination. Gene Ontology annotation, molecular function: RNA polymerase II cis-regulatory region sequence-specific DNA binding; histone H3K36 methyltransferase activity; histone H3K4 methyltransferase activity. Bases 507 to 2636 code for a protein of 709 amino acids. Gene Ontology annotation, cellular component: nucleus. The record is from RefSeq and is a predicted model, not a curated record. The transcript is spliced from 3 exons. NCBI's taxonomy places the organism in Eukaryota, Metazoa, Chordata, Mammalia, Artiodactyla, Hippopotamidae.
GCACCUGUGGCCGCCGGCGGACCCCGGCCGGCCCCGCGCUCCCCCGGGCCGAAACGACACCGGUGUCACCCGGCCCCGCCGACGUCGGGCCGGGCUGCCCCCCCGGCCCGCCCCGCAGCCCUCGGCGCCCGCGAUGGUCCCGCGCGGCCGCCCCUGAGCCCCGCGCUGGUUCGGGGCUCUGCCUCCUCCCGCCCCCGCCCCAGGGAACAGACACCAACUUCUGCUCUUGAACUCCGCUCUGCCCCCUUCUUUUGGCCCAGGGCGACUUCGGUAACCCUGACCGCGGCAGACCCUCCCGAGUGACCAGAAAGGCCCCCGGGUGGCGCGGCGCCUCCCCGGCUCUUUCUGGAUGGAGGCGCCCCAGGAAGGAGCUGGCUGAACGCUUUGGCCUUCACCUUCCAGUCCCUGCUGACCACACCUCCCCUAGUGCAGAGGCAGCGGCGUGAGGGGCAGGAAAUGCCGUACCAGCACAGCUGGCUCCCCGGGAUCUCGGUCUGAUCGCCAGGAUGGAGGUGGGGCCGGCGACCAAGACCUUCAUGCUGGAGCUUCGGUGUCGUGAAGAUGGGGGCCCAGGGCCUGACACUCUCUCAGGUGGCAGCGGUGGGAGUGAGGGUCAGGAGGAAGAAGAGGCUCAGGAGGGGAGCAACAGCCCGCCGCAGCCAGCGGUCUCAGCCCCGAAGGGGGCCAGGCCGGUUGCGGAGGAAGCCCCGCCAGAACAGCAGGAGUUGCAGCCCCAACAGUUAGAACAGCAGCCACAGCAGGAGCAGCUGCAACAGCCGCAACCACAAAACCAGGUGCCAGCACAUCAGCCGGAGUCGCAGCAGCAGCAGCAGCAAGAUGGGCCAGAGCAGCUGCCUCGACCACAGCCGAAACUGCAGGAAAACCCCCAGGCUGGGCAGCAGGAGCCACUGCGACUGCAGCUGCAGCAGCUGCAACAGUCCCAGGAGCAGCACGUGCAAGAGCAACAGUUGUCAGAGCCACAAUGGGAACAGUUACCGCAGCAGCAGCAGCAAGAUGGGCAACGGGAGCUCCCUCGACAGCAGCAAGAACGACGGGAAGAUCCCCAGUCUGCGCAACAGGAGCCGCGGGAACCACAGCCGCAGCUGCUGCAACAGCAGGAACAGUCCCAGGAGCAGCACGUGCAAGAACAGCAACUGUCACAGCACCAGCCGGAGCAGUUACAAUCACAGCAGCUGCCACAACAGCAGCAGCAGUUGCAGCAGCAGAAAGAGCGGUCACAGCAGGAAGCGUCGCAGGUGCAGCAGCAGGAAGAGUCACAGCCACAGCGGGAACAGUUACAGCUGCAGCAGCAACAGUUACAGCAGCAGCAGCAGCUGCAGCAGCAACAGUUACAGGUGCAGCAGCAGGAGCAGCUGCAGCAGCUGCAGCAGCAACAGUUGCUGCAGCAGCGGCUGUUGCAGCAGCAGCAAGAACAGUUACAGCAACAGCUGUUGCUGCAGCAGCAAGAACAGUUGCAGCUGUUGCAGCAGCAGCAAGAACAGUUACAGCAGCAGCUGUUACAGCAGCAACAGUUACAGCAGCAGCAGCUGCUGCAGCAGCAGCAGCAAGAACAGUUGCAACAGCAGCAGCUGCAGCCGCAGCCACUGGAGCCAGAGGAGGAGGAGGAAGAGGUGGAGCUGGAGCUCAUGCCGGUGGACCUGGGGUCGGAGCAGGAGCUGGAGCAGCAGCGGCAGGAGCUGGAGCGACAGCAGGAGCUGGAGCGACAGCAGGAACAGCGGCAGCUGCAGCUCAAACUGCAGGAGCAGCUGCAGCAGCUGGAGAAGCAGCUGGAGCAGCAGCAGCAGCUGGAGGGGCAGCAGGAGGUGCAGCUGGAGCUGACGCCCGUGGAGCUGGGGGCCCAGCCGCCGGAGGUGCAGCUGGAGCUGACCCCCGUGCCGCCGGAGCUGCAGCUGGAGCUGGUGCCCGCCGCGGGGGGCGGCGCGGCCGCGGGGCCGGGGACGCCCGCCGCGGUCGUGGUGGCCCCGCCGGGCUACGUGGUGCUGCAGGAGCUCAUGGUGCUGCCGGCGGCCGUGUCGGCGCCCUCGGUGGUGGCCAUCCCGGGCCCGGCGGGCAGCGCGGCCCUGACGCCGGCCCGGCAGCGGCGGCGGCGGCGCGCCCGGGACCGGCCGACCAUCUGCGGGGAGUGCGGCAAGGGCUUCAGCCGCAGCACGGACCUGGUGCGGCACCAGGCCACGCACACGGGCGAGCGGCCCCACCGCUGCGGCGAGUGCGGCAAGAGCUUCUCGCAGCACUCGAACCUGGUGACGCACCAGCGCAUCCACACGGGCGAGAAGCCCUACGCGUGCCCGUACUGCGCCAAGCGCUUCAGCGAGAGCUCGGCGCUCGUGCAGCACCAGCGCACGCACACGGGCGAGCGGCCCUACGCCUGCGGCGACUGCGGCAAGCGCUUCAGCGUCUCGUCCAACCUGCUGCGCCACCGCCGCACGCACUCGGGCGAGCGGCCCUACGUGUGCGAGGACUGCGGCGAGCGCUUCCGCCACAAGGUGCAGAUCCGCCGCCACGAGCGCCAGCUGCACGGCGCCGGCCGCUCCCGGGGCCUGGGCCUGCUCCGCGGCGCGCGCGCGGCCUCCGGCGGGGCCCCGCGCGCCGAGCCCGCGGCCGACAAGGCGCCGUGACCCGGGGCGGGGGCCGAGGUCCGCGAGGGCGCCGCUCCCCCUCCCCGCGCCCGGGAAUCACCGCGCCCGCUGGGACGUCUUGACCCGGUUCCGCGGUCUCCGGACAUCCCGGGUAUCGCUGCGAACAGGCGGCCAUCCUUCUCCCGGGUCGGCCGGGUGGUCGGACGGAUUCACCCUCGGAAACACUCCGCCGGAGAAAGUCGACGAGGCUAAACCAGCACGGACGUUGCGCGUCAGUACGAACAGCACGGGGUUCAGAUGCGUCAUCGGGUACCCAUGGGUGAGAAGUCCGCCCGGGUUUCUCCCCGGGAAAAUUGGACUUACUGGAAAUGAGAGCCGCAGGGCAUAAAUUCCAAUGACAAGACGAGAGAGUGGGUGACAUUCGACAGAGCUCGAACGCCGACCAGGGAAUCCGAUAUACGUGGUAAAACGCACACGAAGAGGAUUUGGUCCUGGUGAAAAUCAUUUCAUGGGAAGAAAAAGGAAAUUUGUCUGCACUACGUAGAAAACUGAUCAAGGCAUUAAAUUGUCCUCAAUGGCAUUUGCCUUAAAAAUAGUUCCUAGAAUGAGAAUUCAUCAGGAUGGAUAAAGUCCUGAUUAAAAUGUGUGUGUUCAUAAACACAGGGUCCGAGUGUCCGCUGGGUCAAUGUGCAAAUGCCAGGAAGUCCACUCUGGGCGAAGGUGAAACCUUCCCUCCGGGGCCACCCAGGCAAGCCUCAGGCCGGCUCUAGGCCUCUCUACUGCGGCCUUUCCUUGCCCACAGCCGCUCCCUAAUGUCCUUUUGAGUAGAAGCCUGGGGCUGAAGCAGAGCGCAUUGUGGGAGUGCUGUCCAAGGUCCUAAGCGGUGGUCCCUCCAUCCCUCCCAAAGAGCUCCGGGUAGCCCCACACUGGUCCCCCUUCUCAGAUGCCUGUUCAGGGACUGAGACUAUGUCUGGGCCUUGAGAUGCAGGGGCAUGUUCUCCUGGGCCAGGCUAUGCAGAGGGUUGGGCCGAGAAUGUCGGGGACCAGGAUUAGAGGCAACAGAAAUGCUCUUUACGACAGUUUUGUAAACCUCUGGGGGUCAGUUGGGGCAACAGCAGUCGUGAUGCCUUGUGGGAAGGCAGGAUGAUGGGGGCCACCUGCCACCUCUGGCCCCCAAGCCCUUCCUGACCCCGACUCCCCCGAGUGGCUCCUCAGAUGCCGCCCCGCUCUGCUUCCUGCUUCUCCUUUACUAACACAGCCUGCUGCGUUUUACAAAUGUGUUGGUAAGUGAGAAACAAACAAUGAAAAAUAAAUAAAAA